GUUCAUGGAAGUCGCCCACUCAAACGAGUUUAGAAGCGAUUAAAGUGUAGCCGGUCUUAAGAUUCCAGUGUAACACAUUUCUGGGGUUGUUUUGUUCCCAAACCCAACUGUACUGACAUUGCUUGCACAGCGAUAACUGACAUUGGACCCUAGUUUUGUUUGUGUUCAUCAUUUGCGAUUCGUCUGCGGAGUUGAGUAGAUCCACACGGAAAAGUACGAUCUCCAGAAUGAAAACAUUGGCUAUUGUGGCGGCCAUAUUCUUGGCCUCAACUACGGCGGCCAAGGUUCACAAUCAUCUUUUGUCGGAAGACUUUAUCGAUCAAAUCAACAUUGCGGGUUCCACUUGGACUGCGGGUCGGAAUUUCGCUCCUGAAACAUCGACGAACUAUCUCAAGCAACUGAUGGGGGUGCAUCCCAUGCACCAGAAGUUCUUGCCCGAAGCCAAACCUAAGGACACGCUUUUGUCCGAUGCCUCCAUUCCGGAGGAAUUCGAUCCUCGCACCCACUGGCCUCAUUGCCCUACUAUCAAGGAGAUUCGCGACCAAGGAGGAUGUGGUUCCUGCUGGGCUUUUGGGGCUGUGACGGCCAUGUCUGAUCGCCUUUGCAUUCAUUUGAACAAACAAGUUCAUGUCUCGGCCGAGGAUCUUUUGUCCUGUUGUUACUCUUGCGGGUUUGGUUGCAACGGCGGAUUCCCUGGCAAUGCUUGGCGGUACUGGCAAACCAGUGGAUUGGUCAGUGGAGGCGUGUAUGGAUCCCACCAAGGAUGCCAGUCCUAUAAGAUUAAACCUUGCGAACAUCAUGUCAAUGGAACCCGACUGCCAUGCCAAGAGGGUGGUACAACUCCUACUUGCGACCGGAAUUGUGACGAGGGCUACAAAGUGCCUUAUUCGAGUGACAAAACCUACGGCAAGAGCGAAUACUCCGUAUCCAGCGAUGUCACUGAGAUCCAAAAGGAACUGAUGACCAAUGGACCUGUUGAGGCGGCUUUUACCGUUUUCGCUGAUUUUCCUAAUUACAAAUCGGGUGUAUAUCAACACGUGACCGGAACUGCUUUGGGUGGUCAUGCCAUCCGCAUUUUGGGUUGGGGUGUGGAGAAAGGCACUCCUUAUUGGUUAGUUGCCAAUUCAUGGAACAGUGACUGGGGUGAUCAUGGCACAUUCAAGAUCCUCCGAGGUCAGAACCAUUGUGGAAUCGAAAGCUCUGUUGUGGCUGGAUUGCCCCGCGAAGAUUAAAAUGUUCGCCCAAGAGAGCACACCAUCACUUUUUGGUAUAUAUCUCAUAUAUUUUGUGUACCUAUUUAUCAGAUGAAAGUUCUUCAAUAAAUGACACGGUUCAAUCUCCA
Tigriopus californicus is the source of this 1342-nucleotide messenger RNA. It is a transcript of the gene CtsB, whose product is annotated as cathepsin B-like. Gene Ontology annotation, cellular component: lysosome. NCBI's taxonomy places the organism in Eukaryota, Metazoa, Arthropoda, Copepoda, Harpacticoida, Harpacticidae. The record is from RefSeq and is a predicted model, not a curated record. Gene Ontology annotation, molecular function: cysteine-type endopeptidase activity. The transcript has a single exon. Gene Ontology annotation, biological process: regulation of catalytic activity. Bases 228 to 1232 code for a protein of 334 amino acids.